ACCUCUCUGCUCGCCCGUACACUUCGCUCCCGUCGAGAGUAAACAAACCUCAGCUGGCGGUGUUCAUUUCGUUACUUUCUUAAAAAAAAAGUUUUAGGGCGUGGCGCGAUGGCAGAAACAUGCACGGACUGACUUGACCCGACAUCCUCCUACCUGGUUUAUACUUUUUGGCUUCCUUUUGAUCUAAAUGGAAAGUCAAACCUGCAUCUCGCAUGCCAUGCGGUUAUAGAAUCUUGGAGACGGUGCCAUGUUAGCCACGCAGACGCCUGACGCGCCGCAAGAAGCUAAGCAUGUCAAACAGAUCAAGGAGAAGCUAGCGCUGUCGCUCAAAUCCCUGCAGAGGCGCUACGUGACAUCGGACUCGGUGGUCACCAGUGAGGACGGCGAUGCCAACCUGCUGUGCUGCGCGCUGGAGGCCAUCUUCGUCCACGGCAUCAAGAGCAAGUACGUCCGCUGGGAGGCCAGGAAAGGAGAGAGCGGACCCCUCCCGCAGCCCUUCUUCUGGAAUCUCCUUAAGACCGUCACCCAUCGUGAUGUGAUCACAGAGCUGGAGAAGAUCAACUUCGUGGGUACGGACGUGGGACGUUGCCGAGCAUGGCUUCGUCUGGCCCUCAAUCACGGUCUGCUGGAAUGCUACCUACUGUCGCUGUUCCGGGAGAGUGCCACGCUGCGAGCGCACUAUCAGCCCGGCGCCCUGCUGCUCAACAGCGAGGAACGCGAGGUGCUGCUUAGCUACCUGCAGGGCCUGGCCUCGCUCACCUUCAACCUCUCGUACAAGUCGGCCGUCCUCAAUCAGUGGACCACCACGCCACUCAGCCUCGCCGGACUCUGCGCCCCGUCCCCGGCCGACUCUCCGGAAGCGCCCCUCAACGGGGUGGCGUGCAAAGACUCAUGGGAUACGCUGUCGGAAUCGUCGGGAUCAACUGACACGGGGCCGCCGCUCUUGUGGGCUUCUCGAGGGUCUCGUGGUGGCACCGGAGCGCUCAACUCGUCCACGUUGAGCCUGGACACCGCAGGCUCUUCGCAGCUCUCCUCCAGCUCGAGCUCGGACAGCCUUCUCCAGGGGCAGGAGCACCGAAGCCCCGCCAGCGAGCAGUGGUCUUCUUGUGACAUCACCAAAGCACCCUUGAAAGCGUCGCCACCCAAGCAGCAGGAAAACUCCAGUCAGGAUUCCAUGCGUGAGGACUCCUAUGUCUCCAGCUCCGGCGCCGACCACUUCUCCGACAGCGACCAGCCGCCCAGUUCCGCUCUCUCCGACGUAGAGCCGCCGGCCCCGCCCCUCGCUGACCCGCCAUCGCCCCGCCGGAAUCAUGUUGACCGUAUGCAGCCUGCCGCCCCGGCGGUCCCAGAAAAGGCCGAGCUGGACCGCGGAGAGAAAGGAGUCGAGAACGUCCUCUGCUUGGAGGUGUCAUCAGACUCGCUCACGCAUUCUCGCUCCUGGAUCUCCGACGAAGACAUCUACAAGCCCCGUGUGGAAUCAGAGCCGGACUGCGAGGCGCCACCGUCGCCGCCUCCUCCUCUUGCUCCUCUUCCUGCUCCUCCCGAAGGCUCGCAGUUGCCACCGAGUGUUGUGCAUCGCCGUCAAAUAGGCCUCUCCAACCCCUUCCGAGGCUUGCUGAAGCUGGGUCACCUGGAGCGCCGUGGCGCCAUGGGGAUGUGGCGAGACCACUACUGCGAGCUGUCCCCCUUGGAGUUCUGCCUCUACCUCAAUGCAGAGGAGCGCACCUGCUGCGACAACUGCUCCCUGCUGCGGUGCGAGGACGCCCGGCUGACCUCGCCCGACGGCCGCUUCGAGCUGGCUUUUCCCGGCAAGCGUCUUUACCUGCGUGCUGCCAACCGGGAUGAGGCGGAGGACUGGGUGGACCGCGUCGUGGAGGCGAUCAACAAGUGCCGGCCCAUGUCCCACGUGGAGGAGCAGUGGGAGAUUCUGGAGAUGCCCGGUGAGAACGGCGGCGAGGUCGGCAGCGUUUCCUUCCCGUGCUCCGCCUCGUGCAGCCCGGAGCGAUGCGCCUCGCCCCCUCCCCCUCGGGAGUUCAACUGGACUCGCACGGCGGAUUUGGAAAGGGACGCUAUCAAAGAAGCGGUGCUGUAUUGUUGCUCGAGCGCUGACGCUCACUCGUGGGUGCCUCUCGUCUUCUCGCUCUCCCUGGAGGCCUUGAAAGGCUUCCGGGUGCAAGAAGGAAGCAAGUUGCUGCGGAUGGCCUUCGCCAUCCAGGAAGUGCGGGACGUGGUCCCCGACGUGGCGCUGGGCGGACCCUACUUUUUUAAACUCCUAACGCUCAGGGAGACACUUAGACUGCGGGCGGAAAGCGCCGAGGAGGCACGCUCCUGGAGGGCUCUGAUCCGCGGGGCUCUGGACUCCUACUUGGAGAGCGGGGAGGAGGCGGUUGCGGUCGGCCAGAACCUUGAUGGAAACCUGCACAGACUGGUCCAGCACAGACUCAAAGAAGAUGGCCCGCUCCUCGUGCAUUUGUGCACCGUGCCCACACAAAAUGGACUGGACACACAGAGCUUCAAAUGUGCAGGCUGCUCCCAGCAGAUCGGCCCGUCGCUGGGACGAGCCCGCCUGUGCGAGUUCUCCGGCCAGUACUACUGUGACUCCUGUCACCGGGGCGACACCACCAUCAUCCCUUCGCGCAUGCUGCACAACUGGGACCUCAAUAAACGCGAGGUGUCGAGGAGGGCGCAAUGGGUGCUGGCUCAGGUGGAGCAGGAGCCUCUGCUCAACCUGGAGCAACUCAACCCCGACUUGCUGACACACUCCGAGACCAUGGCUCUUGUGCACAACCUGCGGCGGAGGCUGCGGCUACUGGGCGAGUACCUGCUCACCUGCCGCAGCGGAGCCUGCAAGAGGCUUCAAGCCAGGAUGGAGCAGCGAACCUACUUACUGGAGUCCAGCAGCCUGUACAGCGUGAGGGACCUGCGGGAGAUCGCUGAGAACCAGUACACCCUCUAUCUGACGUCGCUGUGCCAUUUUGCCAGCAGCCACGUGUUCAGCUGCAACCUGUGUACGCAGCGGGGCUUCAUCUGCCAGAUGUGCCGCAGCGACGACAUUAUUUUCCCUUUCCAGUUUGACAGCACCACUAGGUGCAAGGAAUGCAAGGCGGUGUUUCAUCGGACCUGCAUAGUGCCAGAUCAGGGUUGUCCUCGUUGCCUGCGAAUGAGGAAGUAUCUGGAGAGAGACCUGCAGGACUAAAAGAAGCCAAUAGAGGGCGCCCUUGUUCUUCUUCUGGAAGAGGAGCAAAAAAAUUAUUUAACCUCAAGUGCAAUUAUUAUGAUGAGUAAAAGUGACAGAUGGACUGAUCCUAAUUUAUUGACUUGAGCAGCCACAGUGAUUUGUUAGUCUUAAAUGAGAAGUUAACAGUUUACACAAAAAAACAAGAUUAGUAACAUGUCCCAAUGUGCCUUAUACUUUCUUUUUUCCCCCCCUUCUUUGUACGCCAAUGGGACUUUUCUUUGGUCUGGUGCAAUGCCGGCUACUUUUCUGACUUUUCACAUUUAGCGAAUUAAGUCGUCCAAGAAUUUUGCACACUUUGCACUGAGCUCCGACUGUUGACUGGACACUCGCCAACGUCUGUUUAACAGCUUGUUUUUGAUGUCUAAAAGUCAAAUAAACGUCUUAUUUCGUCUUCUGUUUGGAUAAAA
Messenger RNA from Syngnathus acus (greater pipefish), 3645 nucleotides. It is a transcript of the gene plekhm1, whose product is annotated as pleckstrin homology domain containing, family M (with RUN domain) member 1. NCBI's taxonomy places the organism in Eukaryota, Metazoa, Chordata, Actinopteri, Syngnathiformes, Syngnathidae. Bases 248 to 3196 code for a protein of 982 amino acids. The record is from RefSeq and is a predicted model, not a curated record. The transcript is spliced from 12 exons.